Messenger RNA from Epinephelus lanceolatus (giant grouper), 1510 nucleotides. NCBI's taxonomy places the organism in Eukaryota, Metazoa, Chordata, Actinopteri, Perciformes, Serranidae. The record is from RefSeq and is a predicted model, not a curated record.
CUUUCAACCACAUCUUAUGACUCACAGGAGUGCUGUCAACUCACUUAGGACUCAGGUCUGAAGAAAGCCUGACAUAACUCCUGGGGAAGAGGAUUCUUCAGUCUACUGCCCAUCGCAGAACAACAUGGCACCGACUAAACUGGGAGCUUGGAGUCCUUUAACAGAGGCAGCUGUGGGGUUUGCACUGGGAGCAGUGGGAGGUUCCAUACUAGGAGCCACAGAGGAUCCAGUGGACAAGAUCCUGUCAGUCAUGACUUCUGCAGGUCCACUGAAACCAGUGAUGGAGGAAGUCAGGACAGUGGGUGCUCUCGGGCUGGGGACCCUUCUUGGAGCCACAGCUUUGACCACUGUGAUGACCUCAGUCGUAGCUGGUGUGAUUUUGGCAGCAGUGGUAGCUUCAGUAUUUGUGGCCAUGAGAAGCUGCGGUGCCUCCCACACAGACUCUGCUGGUAUGUGGGCAUCAGCAGCACUCGCUGGGGCCUUUGGGACCACUCUCAGUGGAGCCACGCUUGGGAUUACUAUUGAAUGGAUUGUGAGGGCCUAUGGCAUGGUGGGCCUCUUGUGGGUGCUGAGCAUAUUCACCAUGCUCAAACCGCCCCUGCACUUUGUAUUUAAAUUCCUCUGGAAGCAGGGAGAGGCCUGUUGCACUCUGGGAUCUACCGUCUGGGACAGGGACAGGAAACAGAUGGAGAUUACAGAGUUGCAGCACAGGCAGAGAGCAGCUGAGCAGAUAGAGCAGACGAUACUGACGCUGGAGAAGGGAGGCAGCACCGGUGGGAUGGAGAAUAAGACGACAUGGGCCAGUGAGCGAAGGCAGAGAGAGGAGAUAGAAAGGAGGAAGAUAGAGAGUGAAGAGGCAGAGAUGGAGCAAAGAACAAUCCAAGACUGGAUCACCACGGUGGUGAUCAAAUACGUGGAUUUCUUGGCUUUCUCUGGGAUUCCAAUGACAGUGGUCGCCAUAGUAACAUCAGGGUUCGGGGUGUUUGGUUACGGAGGCCACCAAUCUGUAUUUAUAGUGCUUCUGGCUUUGGUUGUAGUCAUAGCCUAUUUGCUUAUGAAAUCUUCUGACUUUAAGUUCUGGAUGUUGAUAGGUUGCAUGGCAAUGCUUGCUACAUUUGUCAUUGCCAUACUCACCCUACAUGCCGGGCAGGUGGUUGUAACAACUGCCAUGAAGAUGCAAGCAGCAGGACAGAGUCAGUCCACAGAAAACAUCAGUGCUCGUAUGAACUACCAGUCCUCUCUGGAAGCUUUGAAUGCAGCUGUCUUUGUGGCAAAAUUAUUUGAGCUGGGUUUAGGGGCUACAGUGGGGGGUCCGCUGGUGAGGCGAGCAGCUGGAGAGGUGAAAGUUAUAGCAGGGGCGGCUUCAGUUGCGGGGGGUUUACUUGUGGGGUUGGAGGUUUUAGGCCCGGUUCUGGGAGAAGGGGGGAAAGCUGGGGCACUGCUGGGGGUGGUGGGGGCAGCGGGGGUGUCUGCGGAAAGUCCAAAAGGCAGUCCUGAGAUCCAGGACUAA